ACAUCAUAAAUGUUGAAUUUUUAAUACUAGUGAAGAUUUGUGAAGAUUUGCAUGGCUUGGUAGAUGGAAUUUUUGCAUGGAAUGACAGUUGGACAAUUGUUAAUUUGUUGUGUACACAUGAUUUGGCAAACAUAAUUGAAUAGUUGAUACGGUUUGGAUAUAAGCAUGCUAUUUAAUAUAUUAUCAAUUACAACAUUAUCUCAUGUACACUUAAUCUGUAGUAUUUGAAUUGCUAAACAGUUGAAUUAAAUGUCAAACCAUUGGUUAAUUAUUAUUAGAAAUAAUGUCAUGGCGUACUAAUAGGAACGCAAUUCAUGGUAAUUGUCUAACCGAUGAUUAAGAAGUCAAACAAAGAGCUAAAAAACAUACCAGGUACUAGCAUUAGCACGAAUUAUGACGCCGAAAAACCUCUUUAAAAUAAAGGGAAGAAAAUCCCUCUAAGAUGCACUAGGUAAAGAAUCAAAGAAAAUAAAAUUAUUUGCCUCCUAUGUUUAUAUCUAAUUUUGUUGUUGUUGAUUAGUGAAAGUAGGGUUGCUUAUCGGUCGAGCCAAGAUCGAACAAUGGUUUGCUCGGCUUGUGUUAAUUUAAGUUCAUUCAAGCUUGAGCCAAGCUCAAAGCACAAGCCGAGCUCGAAUUGUUCACGAACAUGCUUGACUCUUUGUCACGCCUAGUUUUUAAUAUAGGUUUUCAUUUAAACAAUGAAACUAUUAACUUAUUAUUGUGUGUUAUUUAGAUUAAUAUAUUUAUGUAUAUAUAUAAAUAUAUUUUUCUAUAUAGAAGUAUAAUUGAGCCUGUUUACAAGCUUUCGAGCCGAGCUUUGUCUAGCUCAGCUCGACUCGUUUAUGUCUCGAGCUGAGCCACCACGAGCUGAGUUUUGACCGAGCCGAUCUCGAAAAAGCCGGACUCAUUUUAUUUAGAAAUGAACGAGCUAAAUGUUAGAGAUAGGUGAAGCUCAAUAUAUUAUAAUUAGUUUAAAACUUUGAACCUCAUAUUUUAAAAAUAUCUUGCAAGUUUAAUGAACUCUCCUAGUAAGGAUUUUCUGUAAAUUGAUGGUUCUGAAUUGGACUCAACAACAUUUAAUGGUCACUUGAGACAUAAGCCUUGAUUUAUAUGUUUUAUAUUUUAACCAUCAAAAUUUUACUCUAAAUUUAAAUUUUCUAGUUUUGAUAACUAGAUUUAACAUGUUCAAAAAUACUUGUAAAAUAUGUUGAGUUAUCAGCUAGUGUAUACUCUUGUAAAUGAACACUUUCUCAUUGCUGUUUGUAAAUUACUAGCUAGCAAAGUAUAUACUUUCUCCAUUUUUUCUAUUGCACCAUUUCAUUUUCGACACUAUUCAUCAACCAAUGUUGUUAAGCUAUAUCGUGUUGUUAUAUAAGAGAAAAUAUAGUCAAGUGGUGUAUUUUAGAUUCAUCUUAAUGUAAAAAUUCCAAGUAUCAAAAUUUUAUUAUUUCUUACUUAUACGCAAUUUGAGAUAUUAACGUUGAAAGAAACGUUUCGGCAAGUGUGAAAAACAUAAUGGUGAAUUAACAAAGAGAGGAAGUAUAUCUUGAGAAAGUAUGCUAAGAUAAUACCUUUAGAAAUAUUAGUAAAUCUUCUCAUAUUUCCUCCAUUGUAAAAUAAAAAAUGAAAUGUAAGGGGAGGCACUAUUUAGAAAUUUAGUAAAUCUUCUCAUAUUUCCUCCAUUGUAAAAUAAAAAAUGAAAUGUAAGGGGAGGCACUAGGAUUAAGGAGAGGAGAUAAAUAGAGAGAAAUAAAAAGAGAGAUUCAUAUGAUGAGGAGAGAGAUAUAGAAAAGUAAAUACUAGAUAAAGUAAAGUUUCAUUUAUUUUGAAACAACCUAAGAUAGUAAGUGUUUCAUUUAUAUUAGAAGUUGGAAAGUAUAAUAUUUCAAACAGUAAAAAAAACGUCAAAUUACAUCUUAUAAUCUAAUUAAUUUCUCGUGAUCACAAAUAUGUGAAAAUGAAUUUUUUUUUGUUUUUGAUUAGAAUAUUAAGUCAGCCAAGGGCUAACCCCUACAAGGCUACUAGCCUGUAGGAAACACCAGCACAUUAGCUGGUAAGGUAUGCAUAGCAUGCUAAGGAAAUGCUGCAGCAUAAUUGCUGGGGGUAAGGAUCGAGCCCCUGACCUCAAGGGCCAAGAGGGAGCGCUCUACCCACUUGAGCUAACUCCUAUCCUUAUAUGUGAAAAUGAAAUUGAUAAAUGAUAGUUAGCCUUGUGUUUUAUUGCAUUUUGUUAGAAUGUGAGGGGGCUAUUUCAUUAAUUGGGAAAAGAUAUUUUGUCCUAAACUACUUUAACUUUCAAGUUUUUGCUGGAAACUAUCUUAGUCUCAAACAACCUUACUUUUACCAUUUUGUUGUUGACAGUUACCUUAUGUCAAUUUCCGACAUUGACUUUAGUUUGUAGAGGUGAGAGAGCAAAUACUCUUGUGGCUCUGAAAACUUAUCAUUUGUGCUCUCUUUUACCCAGGCUAUUGCUGCUGUCCAACCUCCUUUCCUAGGAAUUUUCUUCCAUUCCCUUAUUUCUUUUCGACCUCUUUGGUGAGAAGUGAAAGUUUGCUUGAGCAUAACAUUAUGAUCACAUAUUGCACAUAUGUUGCAUAGAUUUUACAUAUAUGUCCGCAUAAAACAAGGUAUCACUAUAAUUAUUAAGCCACAACCUUUUUUUUUCACAUUAUUGUUUGUGCCAUCAAUAGAACCCUCUCUCCUUUGAUCAUAAAUCCCCCCAUGCAAUUGACAACUCACAAAUCGAUUCAUACACUAAUAUUUGUACAAAAAUCAGGUUUAAAAUAGAUUACCCUAGUUUGCAAAUAUGAGGAACAUGGUUCAAUGAAUUAACAAUUUGGUCUCUCACUAACUACCAGCAUUACACCCUGAAUUAUUCGCUCCACAUUUGCUAUAGUUUAUGUGUGUUUGUGUAUAUAUACCCAACGUAAUAUGCUUCCCAAUACACCUACAAAAACCAUUGUAACUUUCUACUAUUUCUCCAUCAUAUGUCUCAUAUCAUCUUUUCCUUGUUCUCCCUUCUUCUUCUUCGCAACAUAAUUGCUGCGGAGAAUGGUCAAUGGCAGCUCUUACAAAAAAGUAUUGGCAUUUCUGCCAUGCAUAUGCAACUCUUAGAUGAUGAUCGUGUCAUUAUCUAUGAUAGGACCGACUUUGGUCCCUCAAACAUCACUUUUCCUGAUGGCAGAUGCCCCGGGAAUCCCAAAGAUUGCACAGCCCACUCUGUGGAGUACGACUCUUUGACCAACACUUUUCGGCCCCUCACUUUGUUAACCAACAACUGGUGUUCCUCCGGUGCUACGCUUCCCAACGGUACCCUCGUCCAAACUGGUGGUUAUAGGAAUGGAGAUCGAGUGGUCAGAACUUUCCAAUCAUCUUGUAAUGCAUGUGAUUGGGUAGAGCAUCCUAACCAGUUGUUGCAGCGUCGAUGGUAUGCCUCUAACCAUGCCUUGCCUGACGGUCGGGUGAUCGUUAUUGGCGGCACAAAAGCCUUUAACUAUGAGUUCUAUCCUAAAGACACACCAUCUUCCUCUCAGCUUUUCAAGUUGCCAUUUUUGGAACAAACCAACGUUCCCAAAGUAGAAAACAACUUGUACCCCUUUGUGUUCCUCCAUGUAGAUGGGAACUUGUUUAUUUUUGCUAAUAAUAGGGCAAUAUUGUUUGAUUAUGCCAAAGAUGUCGUUGUCCGGACAUACCCGACUAUCCCUGGGGGUGACCCACGGAGCUAUCCAAGCACUGGAUCAGCCGUUCUUUUGCCAUUAAAAAAAUUGGAGUUGGGAUUGGAUAUAGAAGCGGAGGUGUUAAUAUGUGGGGGUGCUCCUGUAGGGUCAUACCUAAAGGCACUAAAUUCGCGUCAGUUUUUGCCAGCUCUAAGAACAUGUGCACGUAUGAAGAUUACUGAUCCUAACCCUAGUUGGGCAAUCGAAACUAUGCCAAUGGCUCGGGUCAUGAGUGAUAUGGUGGUCCUACCAAACGAAGAUGUCUUGUUAAUUAAUGGGGCAAGCAAAGGUAGUGCUGGAUGGGAGUUGGGUCGGGAACCAGUCCUCACUCCUGUGAUCUACCACCCGAAUAGAGCCUCAGGAUCCAGGUUCGAGAACCAAAGCUCGAGUACAAUCCCAAGGAUGUACCAUUCGUGCGCAAUUAUGCUACGAGAUGGGCGGGUAUUGGUGGGUGGGAGUAACCCUCAUCAGUUUUAUAACUUCACCAACGUGCUCUUCCCUACUGAACUUAGCUUGGAAACAUUUUCACCCCCAUAUUUGGACCCAACUAAAGCACGACUUCGACCCGUUAUCAUCAAACCAAUUUCGAGUGCUAAGAUCAAAUAUGGGAGAUUCUUGACUAUUAAGUUCUCGGUUAGUGGGUUGAUUAACUUGGCUUCGGUUAAGGUUACCAUGCUUAGAGCACCCUUUAAUACACAUUCCUUCUCCAUGAGCCAGAGAUUGCUGGUCCUGACCAACAGAAAGCUCGUAUCGCCAACGGGUCAGGGUCGAUUUCAAGUUCGAGUCCGCUUACCCGGGUCUGCUAACAUAGCUCCUCCUGGGUUUUAUAUGUUGUUUGUGGUGCACCGCAAUAUUCCUAGUAAAGGAAUAUGGGUUCAGCUUACGUAAUUAUAGUUGUAAUAUUUGUCAUUAAAUUUUUCUGUCGAUUCUUCAUAUGUUUUUUUAAAUCACUAUUGAAGAACCACGUUCA
Beta vulgaris subsp. vulgaris (sugar beet) is the source of this 4686-nucleotide messenger RNA. Its product is annotated as aldehyde oxidase GLOX1. The record is from RefSeq and is a predicted model, not a curated record. The coding region runs from base 2988 to 4604 and encodes 538 amino acids. NCBI's taxonomy places the organism in Eukaryota, Viridiplantae, Streptophyta, Magnoliopsida, Caryophyllales, Amaranthaceae. The transcript has a single exon.